GAGUAGCUGACAUUUCGGAAACAAGAAUCUUGUUAUAUUUUAAGUUGUUUGCCAAUUAAAGUUGGACCCGAAAGGUCUGACAAUGGGGAAAACUUCUAAGGACAAACGCGAUAUCUAUUAUCGCCAAGCCAAAGAGGAAGGCUGGCGAGCGCGCAGUGCAUUUAAAUUGAUGCACAUCGACGAGGCGUUUGACAUUUUCAAAGGUGUGCAUCGGGCUGUCGAUCUCUGUGCAGCACCUGGCAGCUGGUCUCAGGUGUUGUCUCGUAAGCUGUUCCACAGCAGCCUCACGGACGAUGAGAAGUUGGCAGUGAAAAUCAUUGCAGUUGAUCUGCAGGCGAUGGCGCCAAUCCGUGGAGUUGUGCAGUUACAGGGCGAUAUAACCAAGGAGAGCACAGCAGAGGCCAUAAUAGCACACUUUGCCAGCGAGGAAGAGAGAAAAGCCCAGCUGGUCGUCUGCGAUGGCGCUCCGGAUGUGACUGGUGUCCACGAGAUGGAUGAAUAUAUGCAGAACCAGCUGAUUGUCUCGGCUUUAAGCAUUGCCACUUUUGUGUUGGAGCCCGGUGGCAGAUUUGUUGCCAAAAUAUUCAAGGGCAAUGACAACUGUCUUCUCGAAUCCCAAAUGCUCACAUUCUUCGAGAGCUUUGACAUCUACAAGCCGCCAAGUUCCCGUCCCUCAAGCAUCGAGGCGUUCGUGGUGUGUCGUGGAUUUCGCUUGCCAAUGGAUUACAUUCCGCAGAUUAUCAAUCCGGCACGGGAUGACAUCAGAGAACUGUCGCGUAAAACUGGAUCUAUGGUUAAUCGACGAAUUGUGCCAUUUAUUGCUUGUGGCGAUUUGAAUGGAGAACAUGACGAACCGAUAGAGGAAUUCGGAGAUUUCACUGUAAGGGAACUUGAAACGGCAUACGACCAGAUGGUACUUGAGCCCGAUUUUGAACAGGACUUUAAGGAACAGCUUAAUGACAUAUUUUUAGAAGAGAUUGCAUUGAAAAAACUAGAAAUAAUCAACUCAUAUUGACUGCAACUACAAAUAAAGAAUACAAACAAAAAUGUAAUAACUUGAGUCACUCUUAAGUAAACAAAUAAAUGUGUGAACCAGGUUAAAUAUACCAUAAA
Messenger RNA from Drosophila innubila, 1113 nucleotides. It is a transcript of the gene Trm7-32, whose product is annotated as putative tRNA (cytidine(32)/guanosine(34)-2'-O)-methyltransferase 1. Gene Ontology annotation, molecular function: tRNA methyltransferase activity. The coding region runs from base 83 to 1015 and encodes 310 amino acids. The transcript has 2 exons. Gene Ontology annotation, cellular component: cytoplasm. NCBI's taxonomy places the organism in Eukaryota, Metazoa, Arthropoda, Insecta, Diptera, Drosophilidae. The record is from RefSeq and is a predicted model, not a curated record. Gene Ontology annotation, biological process: tRNA methylation; cytoplasmic translation.